Paralichthys olivaceus (Japanese flounder) is the source of this 6366-nucleotide messenger RNA. Lineage: Eukaryota; Metazoa; Chordata; Actinopteri; Pleuronectiformes; Paralichthyidae. The record is from RefSeq and is a predicted model, not a curated record.
UCAUGUGUCUCACCUGAGCUGAGUAACUCCUGCUUUCUUUCAGUCUCUGUGCUUUCCACUCUCCUCUGUCAGUUUGUGUAUUAACUUCCCUGGAUUUCCACAUGCUUCAGGUUUCCAUGGCUUCAGAGGACAUCGCAUUGUCUUGCAUCAUCUCUGGUUCAAAAGGCAAAGAGACAGCGAGGACGUCCAGCAAAAUGGAGGUGGUCGCACAGAGAGCCAACUUGAAGACAGAUGGAUGUCAGAGAGAAACGCUGUGCACACAUCCUGGACAAACAUCUGGCCAGUUGAAGACAGACAGGCCACUACUGAGCAGAAGAAGCUGAGCCAUGCUGGAUCCAAGCCCUCCCUCUCUGAGAGCAGCGGCCGACUCCCUCAGAUAGCCAUGAACACCUGCAAGUACAAUGGCGGGGUGGUGAGACCACUAGUUGGCAGCCUGGCGUCCUCGUCGCGCCGCAAUCUUGCGGAGCUCGACUCGGAGACGCAGCCCUUGCAGACGCUGCACAGCUCUGGCCUGGAGGUGGUGGUGUCCAAGGGCAACGGCGGCGAAGACCCCAGCAAGGCAUCCAACGAGAGCUUGGUCAGGGAGGGCAGCGGGCGUAGUGGUGGCAGGGCACCGCAAAAGAAAAAUAGGGACAUUGGCUACAAGCUUGGCCACAGGAGAGCGCUGUUUGAGAAGCGAAAGCGGCUCAGCGACUACGCGCUCAUCUUCGGGAUGUUUGGGAUUGUUGUCAUGGUGACAGAAACGGAACUGUCAUGGGGGGUUUACACUAAGGAAUCUUCAUACUCAUUUGCACUGAAAUGCCUUAUCAGCCUUUCCACUGUUAUAUUGCUUGGUCUUAUAAUAAUGUACCAUGCCCGGGAAAUCCAGCUGUUUAUGGUCGACAAUGGUGCGGAUGAUUGGAGGAUAGCCAUGACGUAUGAGCGGAUCUUCUUCAUUGUGCUAGAGCUGCUGGUGUGUGCCAUCCAUCCCAUACCAGGCCAGUACGUGUUCACCUGGACGGCGCGGCUGGCCUUCACCUACACGCCAUCGGUGGCGGACGCUGACGUGGACAUCAUCCUCUCCAUCCCCAUGUUCCUGAGACUCUACCUGAUCGGCAGGGUCAUGUUACUCCACAGCAAGCUGUUCACGGACGCCUCGUCUCGCAGCAUCGGCGCCCUCAACAAGAUCAACUUCAACACACGCUUUGUCAUGAAGACCCUCAUGACCAUCUGUCCAGGAACUGUCCUGCUGGUUUUCAGUAUAUCCUCCUGGAUCAUUGCUGCAUGGACUGUGCGCGUCUGCGAGAGGUAUCAUGACAAACAGGAAGUGACCAGUAACUUCCUGGGAGCCAUGUGGCUCAUCUCGAUUACCUUCCUCUCCAUUGGCUACGGGGACAUGGUACCGCACACGUACUGUGGGAAAGGCGUGUGUCUGCUUACAGGGAUUAUGGGAGCCGGUUGCACUGCGCUGGUGGUUGCAGUUGUAGCCAGGAAGCUGGAGCUGACCAAGGCCGAGAAGCACGUCCACAACUUCAUGAUGGACACACAACUCUGCAAACGAGUAAAGAACACAGCUGCCAAUGUACUCAGGGAAACAUGGCUCAUCUACAAACACACCAAGUUGGUCAAAAAGAUAGAUCACGCCAAGGUGCGGAAACACCAGCGCAAGUUUCUCCAAGCCAUUCACCAAGCUCAGAAACUGCGCAGUGUAAAGAUGGAGCAGAGGAAACUCAAUGAUCAGGCCAACACCUUGGUGGACCUGGCAAAGACCCAGAAUGUGAUGUACGACCUGGUGUCAGAGCUGCAGGAGCGUAGUGAGGAGCUGGACAAGCGCAUCGGCACAUUGGAGGACAAGCUGGACUCGGUGACGGGCAGCCUGCAGGCGCUGCCCUGCCUCAUCUCCCAAGCCAUAACCCAGCAGCAGCAGGACUUCCUGGACGGCUUUGUUCACCGCUUUCGGCCCGCCUCGCUAGCCUCCGAGCGCUCUGAACGCUCAGAGAGAUCCUGGACUUCCACCGCCCGCAGAAGGCGCUCGCCCUCCACAGCACCACACACAUCCUCAGAUAGUGGAUAACCUUGACGAAUCACCUCUGAGCCCCUCUUUACCAAACCAACUUGUCACCAUAUUCUGUCCCAUCUAAAGCCGUCCCUGUAACCGCUGGAGAGUCCAUAUCUGGACGAAUAAAGAAACCCAAAUCUUGACACCUGACCAGAUCUUUGACCCUACUCAAUUCCUCUCACCCAUCCCCACCUAUCCCUUCGCGCCUUCCUCCGCAAUCAACAUCAAACCCAAAAUCCAAUUCCUCUGUGACUGGGCCUCUCAGCGCAGGACUGGAUCAGAGCUACUCCAAAAGAACAAAGAACGGCAAAUGAAGACUUAAACCAAGUAAAAACACAAAUGCAUCCAAAAACAGAAAAAGAGAAAAAAAAUUAAAAAAUGACUGAAAAACCGAGAUAAAGUAGAGAUAUGGUUUAUGUUUUAGCCAUUGUAUGGCUGUUCAAGUUAGCUUUUUUGUAAAAGCCCUUGUAUAGUUAAAAAAUGACUGAGUUCAGGGUCGCUGGGGUGAGAGCUGGCUAUCACACCGGAGAGUCCUUAACCAUGAGGGGGGAAGUUGGUCUGUGGAGCUGAGGGCCUCGGCUCGCCUGCUGGCCCUCCCAGGCCAUGGAGGACAUCAGUCCACCCAUCUGUCCGUCUAUGUGUUUGUCCGGUUAGGGGAGCCAGACAAACCAUUGGAUUUCCCUUUCUAAAGACAAGUGUCAUGGAUUCUUUCCCAAAGGUUAGGGUGGAAGUUUAGGAGAGGCUGGGAAAGCUCUGACUUCCCGUCAGUGUUUGAAAAUACACUUGGGGGGGAUGGGAAACUGCUACACAGAAGAGCAAAGGGGACACAUAUGGCAUUACUACUGGGUAGGAAAAAUUUACACAAUUGCCAACUUCAAGGUUACAGCUUCCUUGUUCUUACCAAGGAAAAAAUGAGAGCGACUAUCUUUUUUAGUUACAUAUUGACAUGUGAUUUUUCAGUGCCUGAAUGUAUAAAUAGUAGAGGGUUAUUUAAUUACUAAUUUCAGAGCUUUUUUACAAUGUUAACAGUCUGAAUACAGCAUUGCAUUCCUUUUUCAGAUACAUUCCUCUCCAAAAAUUGAAAGAAAAUGUCUUAAUGUAAUGCAUAGCAUUGCCUCCAUUACAUAUACACUAUUUCUACUAACACCAUGAGAAACAAAAAGUGUUCAGAGAGAAAGCGAAAGUGAGACAGACUGAGAGAAUAGUUAUGAGUGUUUGUCAGAGAACAAGUUCACUUUUAGCUCAAUGCUGCAAACUCAUGCACACAACAGUGAAAUACAGUAUAUAGUAGUCUACCUUUCUCGCCACCACUAAUUAGAGCUUCCUGUGGUCUUCAGUUAACGGCAUGGCUUGAGGUCUGCUGGUACACACUGCCACACAGGCACAUAUCAGCGGAUGAACUGAGGAACCAUUGCUGCCCCUUUGCAUGGUUCUGUGCAAAAUAUGGAACACUCUUUCUAGGAUGGCUUGAUGAUUUUCAUGAUUUUUAUUUUUAUUGCUUUUACUUUUGUUUGUUGCAUUUCUUUCUUUUGUCAUUUUUACUACAAUUUCCCUUUUUCUAAAUUAAGAUACCUAAGAGUUUUUUUUGAGUUGCAGAACCUAAAGAGUUGCAGUAACGUGAUUCUGUAAUGCAUUCCCUGUUUGAUAUAUGAGGUAAAGAAGAAUCAAUACGACAAAAGAAUCCUGGACGGCUACAAAUAAAAGUGCUGACGAAACUUUGAUGGUUACAUAACAGUGAAUUGUUCCCUCAGCAAGUUAUUAGGAAGAGUUUUGACAUUUUUGGGACACAUGCCUGUCCACUUUCUAGCUAAGAGAGAUAGAACAGUUCUAAUCUCUGAGGUAAACAUGCAGCUACUGCUCACAACCCAUUAGCUUAGCAUAGCUGGAAAAGGGGAAGAAGCUCUGCUGUCUCUCUCCAACAUUAGCACACAUAUUAUAUCUUAGCUAUUUAAUCUGUACAAAAACUAAGAUUGUAGACUGAUAUAAACUGUGUGCAGGUUAAACAAAUCUAUAAUAACGUGUCAGUAAAUUAUUUUCUCUCUUUAUGCUAAGCUAAGAUAGCUGGCUGCUAAGGGUAGCUUUAUAUUUACCAUACAGAUCGAGAUCGAUAGAUUGUGCAUAUAGAUGAACCACAUGUCUCUACUUCCUCCCAGUUUCCAGAAAUUAAGCAAAAGUAUUGUGAAUACAAACGCUGCCAAUUUGUGCAAAUUAUCCCAUUGGGAGCCGGAGUCUAGUUAUCGGGGGAUUUAUCCUCAGAAUCAAUGUCAAGUGGAUACAUGCACUUGACCAAUCAUGAGUGGGGCUCAACUGUCAAUCAUGAGCUUGAACAGAUAUCAGUGUGAUAAGAACAACCUAAAAUGACAGAAACCGUAUUGAAAAAGAUGUAAUGUAUGCUUUGACUAUUCAUUUUGUCAACCACUAACAUGAAAGAUGUUGGUGACUUAGGAGCAAUUAUGACCUACACUGCAGCUAGCCACCAGGGGGUGAUCAAGUCAUUUUGGCUUCACUUUACGGGAUUAAUCAUGUCGUUCAUCUUUAUAUACAGUUUAUUGUGAAGGCUCGGUAUCAAUCAAGGCAAAUUAUCUACAUGUCAGGCUUGUUUCAAAAUGACACUGAAAUACAUGAACUGUGACAUAGAAGACAUUUUAACAUUUGAAAUUUCAAAAGCAUGGAAUUUGAUUCAUCCUAGAGUUGUAAUGACUAGAACAUUUCCGAUCUUUUUUUAGAGAACCUAUGAAAAGCAGAUCAGGAAGUCAGCGGGUUAGCGGGCUAGCAUGCUGUCCUAAAGUAGUUUGAAUGGUAGAUAAUCCCAAAUGGCUGUUAGUGCUAAAAAAACAUUUUUUAUGACCUUAAGCUGACAGGCAAAUAGAAUCAUUAUUUUUUGGAUCUUAAUUAUUCCGAGCUGCUUUGGGAACAGUCAGGUCCAAGUCGAAGCCUGUGAGACAGAUCGACUUCGCCCCCCCACAGCUUCUGGACUGGACAGAGAGCACUUCAUUUAAAAACACACUGAGUUUGCUACAAGUGGAACCUAAUCAAGCAUGAAUAUUAGCUUUUUUUCAUUUCAACUUGAGUUGAUGAAGCAUGACUUUUUACUUCCCUGCCAUGCACCUCUCGUGCUGCAUCCCACCCUCCCAGUAUGAGGGGAUCUAUCAUGCCAUUAGAGGCUCCGUUUCAAUCAGUGUCAUCCAAUGAGUCAGCACGGCUAAUGGAAGACUAUCUGAUUACGACCUCACCUGCCUGUUCUUAUCUAAGGUUUCCACCUCUUCAUAUCAGAGCUUCAGCCUCUUGUUUGUCAUCUGUCAUCAUUAAGAACAUCAGCCACACCCCCUCCCACACACGGACACAAAAUGGCCCGCAGCAAAGACAUUUGAUUGGUUCAAAAGGAAAAAAACACACUGAGAAAAGGAAGAAGCAGGGGAACCCUUAGGUCUUAUUCCAUGUUGCACUCAGCGUGUAGUAUUCAGUUACACUCCUUGAUGCUGGGGUGUCCAGGUAACAGUGUUGAUACUUCAUCCUUCAUCAGGCAACAGGAAAGAGUGAAAAAAAGAAAGAGCCAUCGCUCAUUUACUGACAGACAUCUGUUUUGGCUCAGGGGGGCUGUGAACAGCAAGGGUUGGUGUCCUGUAAAUAUGACCUCAUUGUAGAUGUCGCCAAGUAAACGGGACAAAUGGUGAACCGCAGGGGUAAAGGUGGCCGGAUGCAAUGCACAGCAUGUUACAGGUAUAUGCAGCAGAAAACCUUGAAAGGUUAAAACUGAAGGGUUUGAAAUUCUGGCAAAUUAAAAGAUAAUGUUUUAUCAGUUUCACAGGUUUUUUUCUUCUUCUCUUCCUCUGAUGGAGGUUUGAUCAGGUUCUGAUAUUUAGUUUUCUCUUUGUUUUCUUCAGUCCUUAUCCUGUCACUAACAAAGACCUGCCAAAACACCAUUCCAAUAUUUAAUAGUGACCCACUAGAAAAUAAAAAACACACAGUAUUUUGUAAUGAAGUGAGGGACAUUCAUGAUGUUAUUCUGAUGAUGGUAGAUGAGUCAAAGUGAAAAACCCAGAGUCUUUUAUUAUCCAGAAAACGUAGGCUUUCCUCAUAGAGCAGGCAUCAGAAUAACCUUCCACUGAACAAUAACAGAGUGAAAACCCCCCAAAAAGUGAAGAAAUGUAACCCAACCAUUGUUCUGUGUACACUGCCACAUGAUGCAUAAUGUACGUAGUAGCACUGGAAUAAAUCAACUUUUAAUGGAUGGCAAAUGGGUUUAACAUAUUCUCUGUAAACUGUUUCGCUGUUCCUUCAUUUUGCAGGUGAACUUUUGUCCUAGCAAGGAGAGACACCAAGGUGAA